AUGGAGGAGAAGACAGAGCCCGGCAGACACUUACGUAUAUUCUGUUACAGGGGAUGGGACUAUUUGGCCUCUCAGAGGAUGAUUCAUCGUGAUCUGGCUGCUCGUAACAUCUUAGUCACAGAGAAUUACCGCGCUAAAAUAACCGACUUUGGCCUGGCUCAUGUACUCGAUGACAAAGAUUAUUACAGGAUGAACAAAAAGCACUCGUUACCCAUAUCUUAUUUUGCUCCUGAAUCUUUGGUAAAGAAAACCUUCACAGAGAAAGGUGACGUGUGGAGUUACGGAGUCUUGCUGUGGGAGAUUUUUACAUUGGGAGAUAAGCCUGAUUUGGUCAGCGGAAAGGACUGCGAGGCAGUGGAUAGAUGGACUAUGCUCUACGAGGGGUUACGAAAAGGCACACGUUUACGCCGACCAGAGCACUGCCCAGACAUCGCCUGGCAACUUAUCACAGAUAAAUGCUGGGCAUUUGAAGGUGAGGACAGAUCAACCUUCAAGGAGAUUGCUGACUUUCUGCAUACUCAUAGGAACUGGAAUCCAGGGCCCAGUUGUUGAAAAGUGUAUUAAGACUUAAGCCAGGUAUUAACUUUAGUCCAUACUAUAGUGCCAUUUACGUUGUAUUAGGUUGAGACUGGUAGAAAGUUAGUUUCUAUAAUGACCCAUGUCAAAUGGUUUUUUGUUUUCAGUCUCCUCUUUCAGCCAGCUUGGUUACCUUGUGAACUGGCUUAAUCAGAUAGCUUGUUGCCUUGUGGGCUGGCUUGUCAAGUUAAUGUAGCUUGGUUACCAUGUCAUAUGGUUUAUCAUGUUACUCUACUUUGUCAGCCAGCUUGGUUACCUUGUGAACUGGCUUAAUCAGAUAGCUUUGUUGCCUUGUGAGCUGGCUUGUCAAGUUAAUGUAGCUUGGUUACCAUGUCAUAUGGUUUAUCGUGUUACUCUGCUUUGUCAGCCAGCUUGGUUACCUUUUGAGCUGGCUUAUUGUGUUACUCUGCUUAGUCAGCCUGGUUACCUUUUGAGCUGGCUUAUCGUGUUACUCUGCUUAGUCAGCUUGGUUACCUUUUGAGCUGGCUUAUUGUGUUACUCUGCUUAGUCAGCUUGGUUACCUUUUGAGCUGGCUUAUUGUGUUACUCUGCUUAGUCAGCUUGGUUGUCUUUUGAGCUGGCUUAUUGUGUUACUCUGCUUAGUCAGCUUGGUUGUCUUCUGAGCUGGCUUAUUGUGUUACUCUGCUUAGUCAGCUUGGUUACCUUUUGAGCUGGCUUAUUGUGUUACUCUGCUUAGUCAGCUUGGUUGUCUUUUGAGCUGGUUUAUCCAAUUAGCUUUGUUUUGCUGCCAGCUUUUUUGUAAGAAAGAAUUAGUGCAUCUACCCUGAAAACAGGGCAACAAAGUUUAAUCAAGUGUCAAGUCAUACCUAAGACUAUAAAAACUGGAAAUCUUGAAAGUGCUGUGAAUGGUAAGACAACUUACAUGUAUAUGUAUUUAUGUUAUUCCAGGUGCUAAAUUGCAGAAACUUUGCGUGUAUGUUGUGAAUGCAGUGUAAUGUUUAUCAUAUCUAGCUGGUGAUAUAAUUUAAGCUGUUUGUGACUUGUUUUUUUAAUUUCUGUUCUGUUUCUUGUGCCUGAAGUUCUUUCUGGUGCACGUAAGCUUACAUAUAUGUGUAUGUUAGACAAAACAUGGUUUGUGCUAAUUGUGUCUGAAGGCAUAUAUAUUGUAACAGUGCAUAUAUAUGUGUGUUAGACAAAACAUGGUUUGUGCUAAUUGUGUCUGAAAGCAUACAUAUUGUAAUAGUACAUCUAUGUGUGUGUUAGACAAAACAUGGUUUGUGCUAAUUGUGUCUGAAGGCAUACAUAUUGUAAUAGUACAUCUAUGUGUGUGUUAGACAAAACAUGGUUUGUGCUAAUUGUGUCUGAAGGCAUACAUAUUGUAAUAGUACAUCUAUGUGUGUGUUAGACAAAACAUGGUUUGUGCUAAUUGUGUCUGAAGGCAUACAUAUUGUAAUAGUACAUCUAUGUGUGUGUUAGACAAAACAUGGUUUGUGCUAAUUGUGUCUGAAGGCAUACAUAUUGUAAUAGUACAUCUAUGUGUGUGUUAGACAAAACAUGGUUUGUGCUAAUUGUGUCUGAAGGCAUAUAUAUUUUAACAGUGCAUAUAUAUGUGUGUUAGACAAAACAUGGUUUGUGCUAAUUGUGCCUGAAGGCCAAUAUAUUGUAAGUGGUUAACAGAACGUGUGUGUUAACCAAAAAGUGGUUUGUGAUAAUUAUCUCUGGGGGCUAGAAGUGUGUUUGUGAUAAUUAUCUCUGGGGGCUUGAAGUGGUUUGUGAUAAUUAUCUCUGGGGCUAGAAGUGGUUUGUGAUAAUUAUCUCUAGGGGCUUGAAGUGGUUUGUGAUAAUUAUCUCUGGAGGCUUGAAGUGGUUUGUGAUAAUUAUCUCUGGGGGCUUGAAGUGGUUUGCGAUAAUUAUCCAUGCAGGCUAGGAGCGGUUUGUGACAGUCAUUAGAAUUGUGCCUGAAAAUUGCUUAAGCCAUUUAUCGUGCAUGUUUGUUUACAUGUGUGCCAGGGCCCAGUUGUUGAAAAUUGUAUUAGCUAAUACUUGUGUUAAGUCAUAUAUUAUGUUGAAAAUUUUGGCCGAAUUCAGGAGUUAAUGCUGUUGUCUAAAAUCAAAGUAUAACAGCAGCAGAUUUAGUUCAUAUUUAAGCUACUGUUACUCAAUUAUUUUUUAGUUAAGCAAAAAAUGAAACUUGGUUUAACUUUAAAGAUAAAUACGGUAUUAAAGAGCCAUUCCGGUGCACACAUAUUUCAGGGCAAAAUUGCUAGUAUGCUACAUGGGUACAUAGUAUGUUCAAACGGUUAUCACGCAGAUAUGAUAAACUUCCUGGGCAAUUCAAAGACCCUGUAGUGCAAUUCAGUGCAAAAACCAAAAUGUUCUGUCAUUUCGGUACAAAUUCCUGGUAUGACGUCAUAUUACCCCAUUUGACGCUAGUAUAUGACAUCACAAAACUCCAACUGACGUCUCCUGCUCAGAAGGCCACGUCAUCUGUGAAUGAGCUAUAGUGUGAUUGAAAACGCUGUGGAUUACGUCACUUCAGGCUAAAAUGACGUUGAUCCAGGAAAACAAAGUCACAUGUGGAAUUUGUAUGGAAAUGGCUGAAAAUUAUGCACUCGGUGUUAGUAGGACUUUUUGAAGAUCUGAGAAAAUUCAUGCAUGGUAUAUGCAAUAAUGCAUGUUGUGCUGGACAGGAUACCUUUCUUCUUCAAUCUAUCAAUAGAAGAGUCUUGGCUGAACUGGCUCUUUAAGUCUCAUCACAGUUUUGAACAACCGUGCCCUGUUCAGUCCACGAGUGCGUGUAAUGUUACUGGUACGUGUUUCAGAGGUCUGUAUGUUGUUUAAUAGUGGUCUUGGAGUUGUCAAAGAAGGAAAAAGACUGUAGAAAAAUCACUCAGUACUUCCUUUUUUGAUAUGCUUUUUUUGUCUCCAUUAAUAGUUGCUUUAUAAAUUAUACUUAUACAAGGAGUUGUGAAAGAACCUAAUGGUGGCCCUUGACACCUUAAAUAAGGGGAAUGAUUCCAUUUGAAAGCAGUACUUUAACUGACCAUAGUUUCAGUUUUAAGUAUACUGUUUACAUGUAAAUAUUGUUGGGCUACCCAGAUGUUUGGUGUUUUUUAAUAUAUAUGUCAUAAAAGAUUAUUUUGUUAUAUAGCAUCCAUUUUUGACAAAUCUCAGAAUAAUCAAUAUGGUGCAUACAGUUAUUGCAAAGCAGAGAAAAAUCCUUUUGGCUGAUGGAGUGCUGGACCUAGACACGUUAAAUCAGGAUUUCGGUCAAACCAGUGCUUUAAUCAGCCACAGUUUAAUUUUAUGGAAUUUUCAUGACCAGAACAAUCAUGUUGACCUACCGGAAAAGAAAAAUCAUUUUUAUGUCUGACUAAAAAAAAAAAAAGAAAUUGUUGCUUAUGAGCAUGUAUGUCUAUGAAAUUGGCAUGUAUUUGCCUUACUCAUUCAUGCUUUAUCAUGUUUUGUUCUUGUUUGGGUUUUUGUGUACAAUUAUGAGUGAAUUUACCAUUGCUCAUUUUAUCAGUAAGCUUGCUGUUCUAGUCAUUAUAUCCUCUGUAUAAAUAGACAUUGGCUAGGUUUUGAAUAUACACAUAUAUUUGAAUACAUUACUGAUCUGUCACCUGAUUACUUUUAACUUUUGCUCAGAAGACAGAAUUCUGUGAAGAGUAUGUGAGAAAUAUUACAUGAACAUCACGUAAACAUUUAUAAUUAAGACGUAGAAAGGAACUGUUAAUUGUUACAUGAUAAUUAUCACCAUUACAUUAAUGUUGUGUUCAUUGUAUGAUUGGCUACACACCACAUAUCCAGAUAGUCUAAAAGUGCUAGCUGUUGCGUAGAGAAGUCAAGUUCAAUUUCCCUGGUGAAAUAUACCACAAAUAACUGUUUUGUAUGAUGUUGAAAGCAAAUUGUUUGCUCAUCUGUCUGAUUUUUAUUGUACAUGUGAAGUUUUACAUGUAUGAUUAAUAAAUCUAUUUUGGUAUC
This is a messenger RNA of Liolophura sinensis, 4520 nucleotides long. Its product is annotated as fibroblast growth factor receptor homolog 1-like. Gene Ontology annotation, biological process: cell surface receptor protein tyrosine kinase signaling pathway; protein phosphorylation; positive regulation of kinase activity. The transcript is spliced from 3 exons. Gene Ontology annotation, molecular function: ATP binding; transmembrane receptor protein tyrosine kinase activity. The record is from RefSeq and is a predicted model, not a curated record. Gene Ontology annotation, cellular component: signaling receptor complex; plasma membrane. NCBI's taxonomy places the organism in Eukaryota, Metazoa, Mollusca, Polyplacophora, Chitonida, Chitonidae. Bases 1 to 552 code for a protein of 183 amino acids.